This is a messenger RNA of Patiria miniata (bat star), 5291 nucleotides long. Its product is annotated as collagen alpha-1(XI) chain-like. Gene Ontology annotation, molecular function: extracellular matrix structural constituent. The record is from RefSeq and is a predicted model, not a curated record. NCBI's taxonomy places the organism in Eukaryota, Metazoa, Echinodermata, Asteroidea, Valvatida, Asterinidae. The transcript has 56 exons. The coding region runs from base 181 to 4359 and encodes 1392 amino acids.
UUUCCAGGGCCAGUUGGACCUGCGGGACCAAGGGGAGAUCCGGGACCUCGGGGUUAUUCUGGAGAACGUGGACCCAGCGGACCAAAAGGAGACAAGGGAUCACCUGGACAGAAUGGUCGCAAUGGACAGGACGGUCUCCGCGGCCCACCAGGAGCGAGUGCCCUAAUACCUCAACAACUGAUGGCAAUGAUAGCACAGUCAGCUACAGAUGGCAUGAAGGGGCCAGGAGCUCAUGCCAACAUGGAAGCUAUCAGGAACGUCCUGGAAGAACAAAGGUUUGCUAUGAGAGGAGACCGUGGACCAGAAGGAUACCAAGGUAGAACAGGACCAACGGGCCCCCCUGGUCUGGAAGGUCCCAAAGGAGAUCCGGGGAAUCCUGGUGAUCUUGGUCCACGAGGGUUAAAUGGGAUUCCUGGAGACCGUGGUCGAGACGGAAAAAGGGGACGAGCCGGGAAGGAUGGACCCCGCGGACCACCAGGACUUAUGGGUUUCAAAGGUGACCGGGGCUAUGAUGGCCUACCCGGUCUUCCUGGGGUCAAGGGAGGUCACGGGAGACCAGGGUUGAAAGGUGAAAGGGGACCGGAAGGUGAGAAAGGAGAAAUGGGCGAUGAUGGUGAUCAAGGAGAAUAUGGUAUGACCGGCCCAACGGGUCCACCAGGGCAGUCUGGACAGAGAGGUAUGCCGGGACCCAUGGGAAUGCCGGGUGCCAUUGGAGACCCUGGUCCUUUUGGGCCAAAAGGUGCCAUGGGCAUUUCAGGUAUGCCCGGUAAUCCUGGUAUGCCAGGAAAGCAAGGAUCAGCGGGUUCAAUGGGACCUCAGGGUUCUAUGGGUGGCCCUGGUGUACAGGGGCCUGUGGGUAAGCCAGGGGUUCCCGGUGUACCAGGCACGGAUGGCCCUCCGGGUUUUCCUGGGCAAGAUGGACCAUCUGGCCCCAAAGGAGAUGAUGGACCCAUGGGACCGCAAGGUUUGCAAGGUUUCGCAGGUCCUAGGGGAAUCAAAGGUAUUGAUGGUUUCAGAGGCGUUCCCGGCUCAAAGGGAUCUUCGGGCAGGGAGGGCAUGCCUGGCUUAAAAGGAAGCAUAGGUCUCAAGGGAGAUCUGGGCGUACAGGGACCUCCGGGACCUAGGGGUCCAGAAGGAAUUGUGGGAUCGAAGGGAGAGGUGGGCGUGCAAGGAGAUCCGGGACCAUUAGGUGUACCGGGAGAAAAGGGCCAGCUUGGGGCCCCUGGUAUGCCCGGAUAUCCUGGAAGAACUGGCGAUAAGGGAGACAAUGGCCAAACUGGCAAUAACGGCAAACGAGGAGAGAAAGGAUCCAGGGGACUGUCGGGAAUACCGGGCAAUGUCGGCGAUCGCGGGCCGCGAGGCCAGCGAGGUGAACGAGGUGUUUCAGGGAGUUCAGGACCGAUAGGACCAAAGGGUGAAGAGGGCCCACCAGGACCCAAUGGUCUCCCUGGUGAUCGGGGUCCAGCAGGUGUCAACGGUAUGCGUGGGUUCCCAGGCGCCAAAGGCCCCCCUGGCCCUAUUGGUCAGGACGGCAUCCCAGGUUUCCCUGGUGGACGCGGAGAGGCAGGUUUUGAAGGCAAGCCAGGGCUACCGGGCCCUGCCGGAGUGAUUGGACCACAGGGUCCUCCGGGAGAGAAGGGACCGGAAGGACCGCAGGGCUUUCCAGGGGGUUCUGGAGCCCCCGGGGAAGUAGGAUUACCAGGCGAAGCUGGUAGCACCGGUAUCCAGGGUAGAGCAGGGCAGCCUGGUCUUCCAGGAAGUGAAGGGCCGCCGGGGAUACAGGGCUUCCCCGGAGAAAGAGGUCUACAAGGCGUUCAGGGACCUGAUGGGGAGGAAGGUGAAGACGGUGGCCCAGGGCCAGCAGGACCACCGGGCUCCCCUGGCGUUCAAGGCCCAUCGGGAUCACCAGGACCUCCAGGAAUGCAGGGUCGUCCAGGAGAAAGAGGACCAGAAGGUGGGCGGGGACUAAAGGGAGAACCAGGAGACUCAGGACCUGUGGGUCCUGUUGGUCGAGAUGGAAUGCCAGGCCCAAGGGGCUUACCAGGUCAAGUUGGUCUGACGGGACCACCUGGCGAGGACGGGGACAGGGGAGAUCCUGGCUCAUCGGGGUCGAAAGGUUCCAAGGGGGAAAGAGGUGUUGAGGGGCCCAUGGGCCUCCGUGGAGAGAGAGGUCCUCUUGGAGAACCUGGCCCACCGGGAGAAGAUGGUGAUCCGGGAGUACCAGGAGAGAUGGGACUAAGGGGUCCUAAGGGUGAGGAAGGCCCAAGUGGUGCGCCUGGUUCCCCAGGACCCAUCGGGGUUCAAGGCCUACCAGGCUCAGCGGGACCCAAGGGAGAUUUAGGGGAUCCAGGAAUCACGGGUCUACCGGGCCGAAUGGGUCGACGUGGUGAAAGAGGACCAGUGGGUGCUGAGGGUAACCAAGGCUUACCAGGAAGAAGAGGAAAUGACGGUUCCAUCGGCCAAAAGGGCGAGAAAGGAUCUGUUGGUAUCCCAGGACGAACAGGGAGAGUUGGACCCCCGGGUUCUAAAGGUGACUCAGGCAGCAAAGGAGAAGCAGGCAGUCCCGGUUUCCCUGGCCCCAUCGGCCCUCCUGGCCCCGAAGGACCCCAGGGACCCAAAGGCAACCCGGGUCCCAUUGGUUUCCCUGGUGAAAAUGGAGAACCUGGCCAAGCUGGAACUCCUGGUAGACCAGGUGACGCAGGGGAAGACGGCGAGGAUGGUGACCCAGGACGACCCGGACCUCAAGGUCCUCCGGGUGAUAUUGGACGUCCUGGCCCCAGAGGAAAGCCGGGCAAGCCAGGUUUGAAUGGUGCACCUGGUGAACCAGGCCCUAAGGGAGACACUGGAGACUUAGGACCACCGGGUAUACGAGGGGAUAUUGGACCUCCUGGUGCUCCGGGUGCACCAGGACCACAAGGCCCACAGGGUCUCAGGGGCCUACCAGGACCGGAGGGUGACCCAGGUGAGCAGGGACCUCAAGGCCUAGGGGGACCCAUGGGUCCGAUGGGUCCUGAAGGCCCACGAGGAUUUACAGGUGAUCCAGGCCCAGUCGGACCUAAGGGUGAUCUUGGUCUGAUGGGAUUGACCGGCGAGAUUGGAGAAAUUGGCGAGAAGGGAGACAAGGGAGAUGUUGGUGAUCCAGGCCCUCGUGGACCAAAGGGUGAACAGGGUAUUGAAGGACCUCAGGGACCAAUGGGACCAGAAGGCCCCCCUGGUGUGCGGGGUGUCCCGGGACCCCCUGGCCCCCAGGGCCUGCGUGGUGACUCUGGCAUCAAGGGAGAUCUUGGACCAGCGGGACCGCCUGGACCUCCAGGACCAGAAGCAAGUGCAGCAUACCUGCAAGCUUUACUGGACCAGGGCAUCCUGAAUAUCCGUCCAGACCUCUACCCCAACUUCUCCCCGGAUUUCCCAGGAGGGACCUACGCCCCGUUCACCCAAGCGCCCGGUGGUGGUGGCGGGGGUGGUGGGGAGGCCAGCAGCAGUGGUAGUAGCUAUGAGGGCUCAGUUAAACGAAGAAGGAGGGCCGCUGGCGACGAUCCUUUCGCUGGCAUGGAUGCCGACACGGAACCUGACAAAGACUUUGAAGACAAUCAGAUCCCAGAGAAUGCGGAGGACUACUUCUACUUUGAUUAUGGAGAGUUACCAGAAGCCUACAUGGAAGCCUUGGUGCAGUUGUUCACUUCCCUUCGCGCUCUGAAGGAGGAGAUGGAACAGAUGAAGAACCCUAUCGGUUCCAUCAAGAACCCGGCCAGAACCUGCAAGGACCUCUAUCUCAGCCACAAGGACUUCAAAGAUGGUCAUUACUGGGUGGAUCCCAACCAGGGCUGCACAAAGGAUGCACUGGAGGUCUUCUGCAACAUGACCGCUGAAGGAGAAACCUGCAUCUAUCCGGACCAACAAGGCGAUGAGUCUGAGGAUUAUCUCCUGGAAGAUGUGUUGCGUGGCUACCGAAAAAGCAAGCCGGGCUCCUGGUUCAGUGAAACUAAAGCAAGUCCGCUGACCUACAGCAGCAUCAGCACUGUGCAGCUGACCUUUUUGCGGCUGCUGAGCACCCACGCCAUUCAGAACUUCACCUACAUGUGUAGCCGCAGUGUGGGUUGGUAUGACGCGGAGGAAGGGACAUUCGACCAAGCCAUCAAACUGCAGGGAGCCAAUGAGGAUGAAUUCGGGUAUGGUACUCCUUUUGAGCCGAUGGUCCUUCUAGACGAAUGCAAGGGUAAACCUAGCAAGGGAGAAACAGUCCUGCUCGUCAACUCGACCAAGUUGCAACAGCUCCCCAUCGUGGACUUUGCAGCCUUUGACUUUGGUGAACGGUCUCAGAGAUUUGGCUACAAGGCGGGUCCCGUCUGCUUCAACUAAAAGGGCCAUGCCUAGCAGCUGCGAUUUCUAAAAUAAAAAAAGAUUACCAGUCUCUUAAUACCUGUCACCCUCGGGUGACAGUAUAGGGGACUUCUGUCUCAAAAAAAAAAAUGGUGCUAUUCGUGUUUGUGAUUUUGUAUUAACUUACCUAAAGGAAACCAAGGAGGGGUGAUUGAUAGAAGCUACCUUUUAUACAUACACAAGUAGAUGAAAUUCAUCUAGAUUUUUCUUUAUAAUAGUGAACCUGCUUACAAUAGAUUCUAGAGACUUCUUUUCGUUAAUUUACUAAAUUUAUAAGCAUACGAGUUGCACUAAUAUGCAUAAAUGUUGCUGCACAGGGCAUAUGUACAUUUGGUCUAAAACCUUAGGUAGAAAUUCAAAUUUAGUGGAACUUAAUUUUUUUUAUAGUCCAACAUUCUUGCCAUAUUUUUUUCCAAAUUUUUUUUUUUUCCAGUGUAUGUAUAAUCUUAAUAAACUUGGGUAUUUUUAAUUUUUUCUUUUCUAAUUAUUAGCAAAGUAGGAUUUUAGAAAUAAGGUGUUUUUUUAAGUUUGUGUGCUAAUGAAAAAGAAGACAUUACAGCUUUUUGUAUAAGUAAAAUGAACAGUCGCAUUGUAAGAAAAACAAAUAUGAAAGGAACCAGCACAAAGUGACCUCGAUUAUGCUGCCUUAAUAAAUACUAAUUUUCUAAUUAUUACACAGCUCGCUUUCAAUGAAAGUUGAUUUUCUUUUUUUCUUAAAAGAUGAUUCCAAGUGUGAUAUGUCAAAGAUUAUUCCUACUAGAUUCUCAAACGAUCUUCUCUUCAUCACUCUUUAUUGGUCUACCCCCCGUUUAUUUUGACAAUUUCACCCUCCCUCGUAUCUAAUUGAGGUUCGCAAAGUGUUUUUUUUUUCAGCAUUCCUUGCUUGCCAAAUAUUUCCCUUUGUUGAAUCG